UUCUAUGAGAGAAUGUAUAGAUUUUGAAGUUCAUUGCUUUCUUCUUAAUGUUAGAGAGGUAGAUGAAAAAGAAGGUUUGAUUGCCUUGCAAAAAAAAGUUCUUUCUUCUUUGGAUAAAAGAAGCAUGGAUGUGGAUGACUAUCAUGAAGGAAGGAAGUCGAUAAAAAGCAUGUUAAGCAAUAGGAAAAUUCUUCUUGUCCUUGAUGAUGUGAGUGAUCUAAGCCAACUUGAGAAUUUGGCUAGAAAUCAAGAAUGGUUUGGCAAGGGAGCUUAAUAAUAAUAACAACCAGAGACAAGCAUUUGUUAUUAUCACAUGGUGUAUCUACUUGGUAUGACAUCAAAUUCUUGAGUGAUGAUGAAUCCCUUGAGCUUUUCCACCAAAAUGCUUUUAAAGGAAGUAAGCCAAGUGUAGAUUUUUUGGAGCUUUCUAGAACUGUGAUUCACUAUGCUAGUGGCCUUCCUUUGGCGCUCAAAGUGUUGGGUUCAUUUCUUUGCGGAAGAAAUAUAUUAGAAUGGAGAGAUGCAAUCGCUAGAUUUAAGAAAGUUCCUCCUAAUAAUGGCAUCUUGAAGAUACUUAAAAUUAGUUUCGAUGGAUUAGAAGAGGAUGAGAAGACUAUAUUUUUAGAUAUUGCUUGCUUCUUUAAAGGGAUGAAAAAAGAUUAUGUCAUGCAAAUCUUACAAAAAUUGGAUCUACAUCCAAUAAUUGGAAUAAAAGUUUUGGUUGAUAAAUCUUUGGUGAUUAUUAGUUCUGAUACUGUAUGGGUUCAUGACAUGCUUGAGGAAAUGGCUAAGAAUAUUGUUGUUCAACAAUCAUCCCAUGAUGCUGGCAAACGUAGUAGGAUAUGGUCCUUGGAGGAUGCUAAUCAUGUUCUAGAAAGCAAUAUGGGGACAGAAGCAAUUCGAGGCAUCGUGUUAAGAUUAGACAAACCAUAUGUCUCCAAUUGGGAUCCUAAAGCCUUCAUAAAGAUGAGUAAUCUUAAAUUACUUAUCAUAAAAAGUGGUUGGCAAUGGCAUGCUGAUUGUUUUUGUUAUUUGAAUCUUCCUUGUGGGCUUAAAUUCUUUCCAAGUACAUUAAAAGUGUUAGAAUGGAAGGGAUGCUGUUUAGAUACUUUGCCAAGUCCGGUUCGAAAACAACCACAGGUUUUAGGAAAGCUUAAGCACCUUGAUUUAAGCCAUUCAAGAUAUCUAAUCAAAACACCAAAUUUUGAUGAAGUCCCUGAUCUUGAAAUACUCAUUCUUGAAGGUUGUGUAAACGUUGUUGAAGUACAUUCAUCUCUUGGAUGCCAUAAGAAUCUGGCCACAGUCAAUUUGAAGGGUUGUAGGAGUAUUAAAACUCUACCAAGAAAGUUUGAGAUGAAACGCCUAGAGACUCUUACACUCUCAGGCUGUCCAAAAAUCAAACGACUUCCUGAAUUUGGCGAAAGUAUGGAGCGUCUAUCCCAACUUGAUGUGGAGGAUACUGGUAUCACAAAACUACCUCAAUCACUUGUCAAUUUGACCACUCUUGCUGUUUUAAAUCUUAGGAAUUGCAAAAGUCUGGUAUGCCUUCCCAAUGUCAUUCAAUAUAUGAAGUCUAUUAGAAUUCUUAAUUUUUCUGGUUGCUCAAAACUUUCAAGUCUUCCAGAGGUUUCGAAUGAAAAUGAGGCUUUAGAAGAGCUUGAUGCUAGUGGAACUGCUAUAAAGGAAGUGGCUUCAUCAAUUUGUCAGUUGAAAAAUUUGAAAUCACUAUCUUUUAGUAGAUGUACUGGACAAGCACAAUCAUCCUCACAAAAUUUCUCUUCCAUUUUCAGUAGGUUCUCUAGGAUUACAAGGCCUUCAAUAUCCAUUGGGUUAUUGCUGCCCCCUUCUUUAUCAAAUUUAUCAUCAUUAAGAUUCUUACAUUUAAGUCACUGCAAUAUCUAUGAUGAGUCCCUUCCUAAUGAUUUUAAUGCAUUAUCAUCAUUGCGGGGGCUUGAUCUGCGUGGAAACAAUUUUGUUAACCUACCUAGUGGCUUUACCUCUAACCUUUUAAAGCUCCAAUGGGUUAGGUUUAGUCAUUGUCCAAGGCUUCAAUCAUUACCACGACUUCCGCCAAAUAUAUGGUCUGCAGAUGCAGUUGAUUGUCCUUCAAUGACACCUAAACUUGGUCCAGAACAGCUGUUGGAAUGGCUCGAACAAUUUGAAUAUGAGGAUGGCUUUAAGUCAGAAUGGUGGUUCUUUGUAUUAAAUAUUCCAGGAAGUGAAGUGCCAUCAUGGUUUUUUAAUCAAAUUACUUCUAUGAUGAGGCUUGGUGUUGUAAACCAAAUGUGUCAAUUAUCGCGGAUAUAGAUGAUCAAUGCCUUUCAAGUGAAUGGUGUGGAAUAGCUGUAUGCUUAGCCGUAGAAGGUUGUUUUACAUCUGAUUUUGUUGAAAUUGAUCGUCAAGCGAUUGUGAGGUGGGAAUGUAGAAAUAUUCCAGGCAUGUGGAGCAUCACUUUGACUGAGCGUUGGUAUAGCCAAUGCAUUUUAUUAUUUAUUCCAUGCUUUUAUAAGGGAAAUCUUCAAUUUUCUUUUUGGGUUGGCAAUUCGUACGCAUAUAGUAAGGUCGAAAUAAGGAUAAGGAAUUGUGGGUGGCGUGUGGUGUGUAAAGAAGAUGUUGAAGCAUGGCAAAGAACAAGGGGUGAAGGAUGCAGUUGCAACAAUGAUUUAGACGACUGCCACGCUCUUAAUGAUGAUGUGGUGGACAUCUAAACUCCUCUUGCUAAAUGCCAAAAAUUGGAAUAAAUGAUGGGUUUUGUCUUUGCGAGGAUUCUUUGUGAUUGAAUGGUUCUUGAAGUUGGUUCCUACAAGCUUGCUCUUGUAGUGUUUUUUAAGCUUUAUUUUUAAAGUUGAGUGUGAAUUUUAACCAGACGACAGGAGAUGUUGACUGUUGAUCAUUUAGUUUAACUCCAUCUUUCUAUACUGAACUUGGUUUUGAGGAUUAACUUCUCAUUACCCUCAAUGUGAUUUAGUGUGGCACUUCUUAAA
Molecule: messenger RNA, 2984 nt
Organism: Prosopis cineraria
Lineage: Eukaryota; Viridiplantae; Streptophyta; Magnoliopsida; Fabales; Fabaceae
Product: TMV resistance protein N-like
Exons: 5
Coding region: 253-2307 (684 amino acids)
Biological process (GO): defense response
Molecular function (GO): protein binding; ADP binding
Source: RefSeq, a predicted model, not a curated record